Messenger RNA from Nylanderia fulva, 711 nucleotides. RefSeq lists its product as uncharacterized. The record is from RefSeq and is a predicted model, not a curated record. NCBI's taxonomy places the organism in Eukaryota, Metazoa, Arthropoda, Insecta, Hymenoptera, Formicidae.
UUCUGCUUGAUAUUUCUCUAAAUGAGAAUCGCGAACAUGGGAUUUUUAAUCUAAGGCGAUUACCGAGAUUUAUGAUCAUUUUUGGCGGGAAAAUUAUCUUGUCGAAAACGCGCACGUGUGUCAUCGAGGAAGAUGAUGAUUCAGGCCCAAGUAUUUGUGAUUGCCACGCUGAUAAUUUGUGGCGUGUACGCUCGAGCCGAUAAUCGAGAAUUUUAUCAAAGAAGCAGUGAUCAAAAGUACGCCGGAUCAAUGUUGGCUGAGAUCGCGAAAGAAUUCAUGCAAAGAUCGACGACCAGCAGUCAGGUGCUCAAUUUAAAUCUGUCAAAUCUGCUGCUUCUUUUGGUGCUCAAAGCAGUUGUAUUUGGCGCCGGUUAUAUAGGACAGCACGGUUACAAAGGACGUGAAUUAGAGGAAGAAAAUAUUGUGUCGGAGGGUGAACUCUCGCUAGCUCUGGGAUAUUUAAUUGGCGAUACCUGUUUAUACAGAGCAGCCUGCGAAGAACCACACAUAGCGAGAGAGUAUCUCGGUGCGGCAGAAAUGCUCUGGCAAGCGACAAAAUUGAUGCCCCAAAGCUUACCUGCAGAACCUAACUACGACAGAACGAUCGCUGAAUUCCGAAAAGCGAUUGAGUACGGUAACAUCGAGAGAUGUCCACCAGAAUAUACCUAAAAAGAAAACAUCAAUAAUUUCUUGCAAAGUGAAAAAAGAUAA